AGUGUUAUAAUUUCCCUCGUGAAUCUGACACAACACCUUUAGUCCGGCCAUACUGUAAUGUCAGUAGGGAGUUCGUGUUCCAAGGCAUCGCUAUAACAGACCAGCUGGCCGCUUCCCUUCCUCAGCUGAAGAACGUCCACCAUGAAGUUCUCAGUGUUGUUUAUAGUGUAUGAGAUCCUUCUCCUAGCGGCAGCAGAAGCGAAAAGACUCUCCGUGGCCGGAAGUCAAGAUGCAAACAAAGGUCAGUUUCCGUGGUUGGUGACCCUGGAGCUGAACAACACUCAGAGGAGCUGGCACAAGUGUGACGGUGUUCUGUUGACCAAACAGUGGGUGCUCACUGCCGCCCACUGCGUCGACAAUGAGAAACCAGAGUAUCUGCAGGUGGUUAGCGGCGAGCAUCGCAGAGACCUGAACGAGGGCACUGAGCAAAAACAUAAAGUCAACAACAUCCUUAAAUAUCCUCAAUUUAUUCACACUCACUGGGUAGGUUACAUGACGCCCUAUAUCCACGACGUGGCCCUGGUGCAUCUUUCCCAGGAAGUCAAGCUCGACAAGUACACCCAGCGGAUAAUUCUUGAUCCCGGCACCUUCCCCAUCGUUGGUACGAGGUGUCUUGAGGCCGGCUGGGGGACGACCAAGGAUGGAGGGAAUAUGUCCGAUGUCCUGCGAUUCACUGAAGUACCGGUCCGACCUCUUGAGGAAUGUGAGAGAGUUUACAAUAUGUACAUCCACGAAAACUCCAUCUGUGCCGGCAGCGUGCACUCCGGCAUCGGCUUCUGCACGGGUGACAAUGGUGGGGGUCUGUUUUGCUACGACCCGAACAAGCAAGAGUACGUGCUGAGCGCCGUGCUUUCGUGGCGCGAGGGGUGUGCUGGACUCAACAAACCUGCAGUGUACAUGGACGUGCUUCCCUACUUGCCGUGGUUCGUCAACAUUAUCGGCGAUGACAUCUUUUGGCCUGAAAAAGAAGGGAUCUAAAAUGUAGAAUAUAGAAGAAACAGACUUCCCAUUUCAGUUCUUGAUAGUUGAGAAUGAGUGUAAAAUAAUAUAGGGACGUGAUUAGCCUACUGAUCCUUAAUUUUCGUAAUGUUAAGUCACUCAUGGAAGGAAAUAGGUUUCAUUCAGGGUCUGUCACGUGUUGGCGCGUCAUAACUAUUAGUCAUUUAUUUACUUUAUGUUCUUAUCUUUAAGUAUUUUAUCUACUUGUCGACCGUAAAAUUUUGCUAUUAUUUUGAAGUCUGUUACCAUUAUUAUCAUUAUUAUUAUUAUUAUUAUUAUUAUUAGUAGUAGUAGUAGUAGUAGUAGUAGUAGUAGUAGUAGUAUAUAGUAAUAGUAGUGGUAGUAGUAGUAGUAGUAGUAG
This is a messenger RNA of Portunus trituberculatus (swimming crab), 1360 nucleotides long. RefSeq names its product transmembrane protease serine 12-like. Gene Ontology annotation, biological process: proteolysis. The record is from RefSeq and is a predicted model, not a curated record. The transcript is spliced from 6 exons. Gene Ontology annotation, molecular function: serine-type endopeptidase activity. The coding region runs from base 142 to 978 and encodes 278 amino acids. Lineage: Eukaryota; Metazoa; Arthropoda; Malacostraca; Decapoda; Portunidae.